This is a messenger RNA of Amoebophrya sp. A120, 5670 nucleotides long. The record is from the annotation of a GenBank genome assembly. Lineage: Eukaryota; Dinophyceae; Syndiniales; Amoebophryaceae.
GGCUUUUUGAGUGCGAGGUCGAGAGGAACCCGCGAGAGAGUUCUGCGUCGGUUACUCUGUACAACGAGAACUAGUUCUUGCUGUUGCAAAGUUUUAACUGGAGGUAGCUGCGUGGGUCUUCAAGAAGUUUUAAAAAGGCCGCAAAGUAGGAAAAACAGUAUGGAGCCCGCAGAAAGCGAGUAAGUAAAGGACCUAAGCGCUUCCGUGGACGACGAGACUUCCGUGGACGACGGACGAUUUUCUUUGAUGUAGUUCUUCUGUCGCUUUGUGUCCGGUAGGACAACGCUUUGAAAACCGACAGCCUGCCGCCUGCAGCUUUUUUUUUCUUCAUCGUGAAGAAAGUUCCAGAUUGUGCACAGAGACACGGUCCGAAAGGAAAAUGUCGAUGCCCCGUGGUGCUGGAGGUCCACCUCCGCCCGUAGGCUGUGGUGAUGGUGCGAGCGACUACGCAUCACCAUGCGUGAGUGAGCGCGUGCUCCUGGGUGCUAUCGGAACGCCAGGGUUUCACACACCGGGGCAAAUGAGCAACGCAACGCCAACCAGUCAGCGCCGCCACAAGGCCGGAAGUGCCAUGGACGAUGCGUAUAUUCAUGCUACUGUGACGAGAACCACACCGGAUACUCGUGUUUUUGUGUUGAUGUUGUUAAUGAAUUUUUCAGAAUCUGUUGUGGUUGAUGAAGAUUCCUUUAGUUCCUUGGAAUCUGAUUCUCCUAGCACUUCUGUGGUACUAGCAAGGCAGAUGAAAAAUCCUCACCUCCAGCCGGAGCGAGGAUGCCUUCGGGACGCCCGGCGAGAUCCCGCUUUGCGAUAUGGACGAAAGGACGGGUGCCGAUUGCGUAGCAACAAAACCACGCGAAGCGACCGCAAUGGCUCAGCAGGUGGCGAUGUCGACCCGGCAGCCAGACUUUGGUGGGGCAUCAUCCGAAGCACCAGAGCCUGCUUGCGGCAGCUCCAAAUCUUCCUCGUGCAGUUCCCGCAGUGGCGGCUCUGAGGGAAGCAGUAGUUUAUUUCUAGCGAAAAAUGAAGCUGGUUGUGCUGGUUCGAGUUCAUCUUCUUAUCCCAAUGGCUCCCCGCCGCCUUCAAGUAGUAAACUGUUCGUGACUGCGCGAGAUGACGCGUCCGGUUCCGAACAAGAAGGGGAGUUCUUCGACGAUGCCGCCCUGCAAGAUGUCUACCCGAAGCGCGGAGAAAGCGACCUGCACUUCCACAGCGAGUUUAGCGAGCAAGAGAACGAUAAUUGCUACGAGGAGGGUAUGAUCUUCGUUUCGGUUUUCGAUGUUUUUUUUUUCGUCGUGUGAUGCAUUUGCAUUUGUUUCAUCAAUCUGACACUGACUCAUCUAUCUCAUGCAUCGAUCCUUUUUGUUCGGCAACUACUCCGUUGUUGAGCCACGAACGGCUACUCGUCCGGGCCAAAAUCGAAAGGGGUGAUGUUGGGAAAAUACCUCAGGUUUUUCAAAAUCUACCUCAACAUCUUCUGCCGGCGUUCCCGCUGUAGUGCCACUUCUUGGGCCGGAGCCAGGGCCACAUACCAGCUCGCAUGGCAUCUAUCCUGACGAAGGGGAUGUCGAGGAGGAUGAUGGACCAGCAUCGGGGACCGUUACCAUUCCGCCCCCUGACUACGGUAGAUCACGGGGAGCGCAGGACAGUCUACAAGACCGGACGAGAGGCAACGAAAACGAUGUUGUCAAAAUCCCAAUCUCAGCGACUCAGACAAAACGAAGCUCUCCAGCGUCCGAGCACAGCUAUUGUUCCUCACAGGUGGAGGCGUUGCUCGUACUACUUCUCUGGACAGAAAUUUUACUCGAUUUGGCAACGUUAAUAUAGCCGAGGACCUUGUUGCUAUUGCUUGCUUGCCACACUGGUUAUGUACGAUGGUCAAAUGAGAAUGAGUUUUCUUUUUCAUGCUCACAUACCACUGAGUGACUCCUUUUUUCUCUUUGUCUCCAGCCUCCGCCCAGCUCCGCGCGAAAGCGAAUACAGGCAGCGAGUCCUACAUCCAUUUCGACGGGUAAGCCACUGAGCUCGUGCGAAGACGACUCCACAUCGUUUCAGCCGUCCACCAUAAUUCGGCCAAACUCUGUGUCACCCUUCGACGCUGUUAUUCUCAACGAGCUUGCGUCCCUCAAAGAAGCCCAGGCCGGCAACAGGGCAGCGAUUAACGGAAAGGUAUGGGAGCAGUUGUAAAAGUAGUACUAAUGAUGUGCUUGCGAACGAAUAAAAAGCAACUUAAAAUAAGUGAUAUCGAUUGUGCUAUAGCGUCUUUGCACUUUGUUCUCAACAUGCUCCUCGAUACGAUUUCGAUGCUGUUGCUGGCUGACGAGAUGAGAACCUGAGACGGAAGAAGCAAGAAUUUGAACUUCGACCAGGUUGGUGCUGCCAAUCCAGUCGUCAGAACUACAACUGUAUGAACUGCAAAAGUAUCGUACUCGUAUAAAUGCAUUACAAAUUUCCUCAGCAUAAGAGAUGAGAUUUGUAAUGCGGAUUUACCUUAAGAAAAAGAUUUGUAAUGCAAGACUUGCAUUUAUACGAGUGCGAUACUUUUGCACAGGAUAAACUGGAGGCAAUAAAGCGACAGGGUUUCCUUCACCAACACAAAGUGUUGUCUUGGGUUAUGCCGUUUUCAACUGUUACAUUCUCAAUUGUUACAUGAAUUUGUGAUGCAAGAAUGCCAAAAGUCAAAGGGGUGACCUUGCGCGUCUUGCAUGACAAAUUUGGCGCAGAUUCUCAGCCUGUUUGGCUCUUCGGGAGUUUGUCAUGCGAAGCAGCUUGAUCGUGUCAAUUCUGAUUGGGAUUGCAAUUUUGCAUGACAAAUCAUAUAACAGUUGAGAAUGUAACAUUUGAGAACUCCAUAUGGGUGCUGCCGCAACUCAACAAUUACGACAGCAACGACCAUGGGCAAGAACGACGAAUACUAGCAGCAGUUCGUCUACUCUUCAGGAGCCCCCCGCGGCUGCUCUGAGAAAAGGUUCACCUUCUCCGGGAAACACGACGUUACCGAAUUCCAAGGUAAACAUCACGCAAACGCGUGCUUCUGUGGGUAAGAUUCCGUUUCCUCCCUUCUCAACUGUGGGGUCGUUGGUGAGCUGCUCGAGUCCAAAAGCCGAAAAACCGCUACUGCUUCACGUCGCGGCUGCGCAAAGUCGUGCUGCCUCCGAGACGCGGGGCUGGCGCGUGCCGAACUUUUCCAUUGGAAACCGUGCAAGCUGCAAGCGGGAGGAGUCUGCACCCUGCGGUCCUGCGAAACAAGUGCAUCGCACGACGGUAAGUAUGAUGUUAUGUGAUUUGUUGCACGACAAGAACUUGCUGAUGGUGAUGGUCCCUUCUUGUCAAAAACAAAAGUGACGUGUGCUCCUUUCGUUGAUUUCACGAACCUUGCGUUGGCAACAUCAGUUUCGCUACGUGCACUCUCUUCAUACUGUUUGCACAGCACGUCUUUACGAUCAAGCCUCCGCCGCCGUUCCCUCAACUGUUGCACGAACCCGUGAUGCCGUGCAAGCGCGCGCUUUCCUGGCGCGGUGAGCGGGUUUUGCCUCCAAUAACGCCGGUGCCGCGUGUAUGGAUGUGUCAGGAUCGAAAUCGACAAAAUCGAAAACGUUGCGAUGCGUAGAAUGUAAAGCACUGAAGGCCUGUAUUGGGGAGCAGGCACAUGAGACCGAUUGUAAGCCUGAUUAGGGGUAUGCAAUCUGCUGCCAGAGUAGCAUGACAGGAGCAGCCUUCUUUGCCCAAACAGCAUGACAGACUGGAUUUGGGUGCUCCCGAAAUUUGUCAUGCGCCACUUGGAAGCUGAGGCUCCAACUGGCAUCGAUUUUGUGCAUCACAAAUUUUUCGAUUUUGCCAAUUUCCAUUUCGAUUAUGACACUUCCAUAGCGUGGAGGUUUCGGGCCCCGCCAACCGGACAUCGGCACCCCCUUCGAAAUAUGAAUUGCAAAAGCAUCGUACUAGUAUAAAUUGCAUUACAAAUUUUCUCAGCAUGAAAAAUUGAAUUUGUCCUGCUGUUUUACAUUGGAAAGGGCAUUUGUCAUGCAUAACUGCAAUUAGUACUUUUGCACAGGAUACGAAAAGUUUCUCGACCACAAGCAGCGAUACGCAUCCGCGUCGGUGACCAGAACCAAGCGGCGCACGUUUCCCGCGGCGGCCUGUGUGGCAGGAGGAGAAAAAACGAAGCAGCUGCAGGAGGAAAACGCAAUAAGCAGUGGCUCACCUCCUCCUCCCGGUGACUUACAGAACCCCUCGCAGAAGUGCGACCGCGCGACCACAACCCGGAAUAAAACCGUGAGCACUAGUACUAGCACGGUUACCACUGCAAAGACCAAGGACCCUCAGACGACGAGCACGGACGCCGCCAGAGUUGUCGAAAAUAACGCGAGGGAAACUUUGCCAGCUAACGCAUGCUCCGCUGGUGGAGUCCCGCUGCUGGCAGAAGAGAAAUCAAAGAGUGCGAAUGCUAAUUUCUCAACAUCAAGCUCAGAUGAAAACAAGCAGCAGCCGUCGGGAACUACGAGUUCUGCAUCCUCCUCCAGCGGAAGAAUCGAAGCUCAGCGUCUUUUCUCCCAAGCUGCAACGAAAACUACGACUGUGGUGACAACUGGAUCGCUGCACCGAAAUUUACUGCUGACCGGGACCACGGUCGGCGGACGGGGCCGGCCACCGCCCAGCACGACCCAUCGCGUCGUGACCGGCAUGACGUCCUCCGCAGCGGUCGCCAGCGGUGCGGUGUCUCGCGGCACGUCGCAGAGCAGCACCGCUGGAGCGACUCGACGACUGGCCUCUUCGAACAAUUGUUCUCGCGAGGCGAGUUUGAAGCGCGGUGUGUGCUACUGGCACCAUUCACCGUAUAGUUCGGUGAGUCACCGGCUCCGCGGCUUUGCAACACGAGCUGGGGGGCAGCCCCCGCAAGCGCAGAUGAUACCGGCGCAAAAGUUGUUGGUCCCCACCAUCGGAGCUGGAGGAGCAGUGACGCAGCAGCAACCAGGUCAGGGGACUGUUCCAAGUUCUAGAAUUUACGAGCAGCCGCAGCAACAAGCACCGAAGUCUGAAGAGACCUCGGGUAUCAUAACGCCGCAGCAACCGCCGUUCAGCUCAGGGACAGGCGGCGUACAGUGGCAGCGUGCGCGCCCAAGCUGGAGUGUGAGCGGGAAACUGAAUCCGUCCCCAUCGCCUGGAAGGAUCGUCCCCGGUAGUGGCAGAAGUGGUGCCCGCCACAGUCCGCUCGGCCAAACGAAUUUCCGACCGUUCUCCCCGUCGGCCGCGGUGACACUGCCGUCGCCGACUCGCAUGCCGUCGGGCUGGCCAGCCCACGGACCUCCGAUAAAGACAAGCGUGACGGCGAUUCCGCCCGGGACUACCGCUAGUGCCGCGGCAGGUGCUGCCGGACCAGCCAUACCACAGGCUGCGGACGCGUGCAACAUCACCACGACGACAAGCAGUUUCUCGAGCAAUGAGCCGUUGAGUCAGUCGAUGCAGAUUAGGUCCAGCGCUUCGAUAAGGAGCAACACAAUCCUCGCAGCCAGUGCCGUACCCGCAUCGGUACCGGUUGCAACCAGACAAGCCAUGCUCCAGGCCCACCAGCCACCGGCGGGCGCGCCAAGACUUUGUGUGGGCUCCGUGCUGGCGCCGAGGAUACCUUUCGUCUUUGCCGCGCCAACGCGGGGCCGCGCUCCAGUGCAAUAA